Molecule: messenger RNA, 856 nt
Organism: Helianthus annuus (common sunflower)
Lineage: Eukaryota; Viridiplantae; Streptophyta; Magnoliopsida; Asterales; Asteraceae
Product: CASP-like protein 1
Exons: 2
Coding region: 79-711 (210 amino acids)
Source: RefSeq, a predicted model, not a curated record
UGACUCUAAACCGUACAUCCAACCACACACCAUUAAAAAAGACCAACUUAGUCUUUCUUUAAAGACAUCCCGGCAUCAAUGGCAUCGAACGACACCGCAACUCCUCCGCAUGCGGCCGUUAGCAUGGAGGUGCCAUUGAAAACGUCGGCACCACCACCGCGGGAGCACGGUUCACGUGCUCGCAGUUUCAAGAAACAAGCAGUGGUUGAUGUGUUGUUGAGGGUGUUUCUGUUUGCAACAACGGUGGUAAGUAUCAUUGUUAUGGUCACUUCUGAAGAAACUACACAGAUUCGAGUUACUCCAAGACUUGUGAUAUCAAGGACUGCGAAAUUCAGUAAUUCCCCAGCUUACAUAUACUUUAUAGCAGCACUCUCGGUUGCCGCCUUGCACAGCCUCAUCACUGGUCUGGUAUCCAUUUUGGCGGUGAUGAAGCCGGGAGGAAACUCUGCAAAGCUAAAGUUUCACUUUGUGAUACUCGACUCGCUGCUAUUGGGCAUCGUGGCUGCAGCAACAGGAGCAUCGGGAGGGGUCGGAUACAUUGGACUUAAAGGGAACUCUCAUAGCAAUUGGAACAAGAUAUGUAAUAGAUAUGAUACCUACUGUACCCACAUUAAAGCCUCAAUUUUUCUGUCACUCAUAGCCUCCAUAACACUUCUACUGCUUGUUUGGCUCUCUGUUUACGUGCUUUCCAAGAAGAUCGCUAGGCGAUAGUUCCAUUGGUCUUCGAUACCAGAUAUAUUUCGUUUGUUUAUUCGUGUUAUUUAUUUUGUUGUAUUUUUUUUAUAUGUUCAUGUUCUAAUUUUGUGUCAACUUUUGUGAUUUUGAAGAUGAAUACUAAAAGAUUGGGCUUAUCGUA